Molecule: messenger RNA, 861 nt
Organism: Aspergillus nomiae NRRL 13137
Lineage: Eukaryota; Fungi; Ascomycota; Eurotiomycetes; Eurotiales; Aspergillaceae
Product: TPR domain protein
Exons: 1
Biological process (GO): protein quality control for misfolded or incompletely synthesized proteins
Cellular component (GO): i-AAA complex
Molecular function (GO): misfolded protein binding
Source: RefSeq, a predicted model, not a curated record
GCCGGGUUGGCGAAGGCGUCGGUGGAGGUGUUGGAGCGGACGAAGGGGGAGAUUAUGGGGUUUGUGGAGGGGAAGGAUCGCGGGGAGGGGGUGAUUGGGGUAAAGGUUGAGAAGGAGGAUGGGGAGGAGAAGAGAAAAGAGAUGGAGGAGUUUGAAAAGCAGCAGCGGGAUCGCGUGCUCAAGAAGGCUGUGGGGAUUGAGAUGAAGCUUGCGGAGCUGUACUCGAGCGAUUAUAUCCAGGAUGAGAAGAAGGCGGAGGAGGCGCAGGUUGCGGCGGUGGAGUUGUGUUUGAAGGAGUUGCAUCGGCGCCAGAGUCUGGGCCUCCCUGUUGGUGGCGGGCUAGAGGCGGAUAACACUGAGGGGUGGUUGAAUGUCACGGAGAUCGCGACGGCGUUGACGGAUCUGGCGGGCCGGUAUACGGCGCAGGAGAAUUAUGAGCUUUCUAUUCCGCUGCAGAUGCGGGCGCUGGAUCUGCUCCAUACCGAGGAAGGGGAUGCGCCGACGUGUAAGCAGGUUGUGCUGCUGAAUAGUGUUGCUGGGUGCAUGGCUGGACAGGCGCAGAAGCCCAUUCGGGCUGAGGACCCCAAGAAGGCCAGGGAGCAGCUGUUUGAUGCUGCUCAGAAGUGGGCGCAGAAGGCGAUUGACGUUGCGGCGAAGAUUCAGCCGCCGGUUCGGGAUGAGGAGUGUGAUACUUCUUGCGUGGCGGCGACCUUUAACCUGGGUUGGCUGGCGGAGUUCCAGGGUAAGGCGAAGGAGGCCGAGAGGCUCUACGGAGAAGCCAAGUCGCUGUCGCAGGGUCUGGGCUUUGAACAGGGCGUUUCUAUGGCCGAUGCUGCUCUGAAGAGGCUCACGAAGAACUAA